This is a messenger RNA of Penicillium odoratum, 312 nucleotides long. RefSeq lists its product as uncharacterized. Bases 1 to 312 code for a protein of 103 amino acids. Gene Ontology annotation, biological process: mitochondrial respiratory chain complex IV assembly. The transcript is spliced from 2 exons. Gene Ontology annotation, cellular component: mitochondrion; mitochondrial inner membrane. The record is from RefSeq and is a predicted model, not a curated record. NCBI's taxonomy places the organism in Eukaryota, Fungi, Ascomycota, Eurotiomycetes, Eurotiales, Aspergillaceae.
AUGAUUUCUAACGUCCUCCGCCGACUCCAGGGCGGUAACCUGGAAGUCUUCAAGUUCGGCAUGUACGUCCUCUUCCCCAUCGGUUGGAUGUACUACUUCGGAACCAACCUCGACGACCGCUUCAACGUCAAGAACUUCUGGCCUACUCAGGAACAGUCGCACAAGAUUCCGUUUGACAAGGAGGAGAUUGACAAGGAGUUGGCGCGUAUGCGCGUGGUGGAAUCUGUGCGCCGGGAGCGGAGGGAGCGGGAGGCUGCUUUGUUGCAGGCUCAGCAGGCUCAGGCCCAGACGGAGUCAACCGGAGAACAAUAA